AUGAGCGCGAUCGGCGCCCCGGGUGCGGGUUUCUCGUCGUUCGCGGGCAAGGCCCUGGUCAGCAGGGCGCCCCGCGCGGCUGCGCGCGCCCGGUCCUCCGUGAAGGCGAUGGCCUCCAGCGAGGAGAUCUCCUACAUCAUGAUCAAGCCCGACGGCGUGCAGAGGGGCCUGGUGGGCGACAUCAUCUCGCGUUUCGAGCGCAAGGGCUUCACCCUGAAGGCUCUCAAGCUGUACCAGUGCCCCCGCGAGGUCGCCGAGGAGCACUACAAGGACCUGUCCUCGAAGCCGUUCUACAAGGACCUCGUGGACUACAUCUGCUCCGGGCCUGUCGUGGCCAUGGUGUGGUCGGGUGCGGGCGUCGUCAAGUCGGCGCGCCUGCUGAUCGGCGCGACGAACCCGCUCGAGGCCGCCCCGGGGACCAUCCGCGGCGAUCUCGCGGUUGAGGUCGGUCGCAACGUGGUGCACGGCAGCGACUCGGUGGAGAACGGUGUGCGCGAGGCCAACCUGUGGUUCGGCGAGGGCAGCAUCGUCGAGUGGGACCCGACGAUGACUCCCUGGCUGCGGGAGUAA
Messenger RNA from Pedinophyceae sp. YPF-701, 570 nucleotides. The record is from the annotation of a GenBank genome assembly. Lineage: Eukaryota; Viridiplantae; Chlorophyta; Pedinophyceae.